AUGCAGGCGUCUGUCUUUUCACCUGCUGGUAUGUAUCUGGCAGUGGUAAUAUAUCUUAUGAAGCGAACUGUUCUUACAGGCUGCUGCAUCUACCUAACCUGGAAUGACUAUGCCAGUAAAUUCCAGCUCACAAGGCUGAUGAUGAUGAGGAGAAACCCCGGGUACAGGAAUAGCUCCCCGUCAAAACAGCAGCGUAGGGGGUUCUUUGAAAGGAGACAACCAACCGAAAGGGAUAUGAUCGUAGUGGAGAGGUAUAAAACAAAGGAUGCUGAGUAUAUGAGGGAACUUUUGGAAUGGCAAAAGCGGCGAAAGGGAGAUAGAUGGAAGCCAAAAAGAAUAACGCCAGUGCCCGUCCAGAAGCACAAUGUCCUACAGCUCCCCCUUCCCCUGAGUAUGUGUCUCGGAUCAAAUUCGGCCCUAUCCCUCGCGACUCCGUGGAACUCCAGUAUGAGAUGAAUGUAAACGUUGAGAAUAAAUCAGAAAGAAGACAAAUCAAAGGUAGUCGUUACGCAUGCAUGUACCCGUUCCGCAUCCCUUCCCGUCCCUUGUGCGACCCGUUCGCCCCGUGUGUUGUGUAGGCGUCCAUCACGACUCAUUCGGAGGCCCGCCAUUGGGGCCGCUGGUAUC
Molecule: messenger RNA, 627 nt
Organism: Aspergillus saccharolyticus JOP 1030-1
Lineage: Eukaryota; Fungi; Ascomycota; Eurotiomycetes; Eurotiales; Aspergillaceae
Exons: 5
Coding region: 1-456 (151 amino acids)
Source: RefSeq, a predicted model, not a curated record